AUGUAUUCUUCUGUGGCGCUGCAGCAGAUUCGCCGCUCUGCUCUGCAGGACGAUCUGACGCUGGCGUGCUGUCCCAAAGAUUUCCUACUCACUAAUUUCACGGUGGAUGUCAAGCACGACGAGGAUGUGCGGGCGCUGUCAGAAGGAGAGAAGCUGUGGGCUGUCCUUUCUCAUGAGACCGACCACGUUGUGCCAACCAAGGAGCGCGUCAGCUUUCAGCCCCACCCCAAUACGCUCACAAUGGCGGGAGAGCUGGAGUACUGGGCUGCUCAGGGACGCUCUCCCCUACCAUACGCACUGUCAGAGCUGAUAGACAAUGCUCUGCGGGCCACGCGGAACAACACAACUUCCAGGAAGAUCAUGAUCACGCUGGCUACCUCGGGAGGCUCCACGCCCUCUGCUGGGCUCAUCUCAGUCUGGGACAACGGGUGUGGGAUGAGCAAGCGGGAGCUGAAUGAAUGGGCUGUGAUGAAUCUGAGCAUGGAGGACAGGGGCGAGCAGCCUCAGGAGCCUGAUGUGGGGCACGGCCCCACCCAGCGCAAUGGCCCAGAGCGCUUCCUUUCUGGCAACCUGUCCUAUUUCGGGGUGGGCAGCAAGAAUGCAGCCUUCUUCAUGGGCGGCUGCACCAAGGUGGUGACGAAGAGCGCGCAAAGCAGCUUCGUGCACGAGCUGAGCCUCGCCGCUCGAGAGCUGGAGGAGCGAUACAAAAAUCAACAGGAUGUAUACGCUGAGGACUUGGUGCACCGGAGCCCUGGCGACGCAUCCACGCUGACAGCCAUCGAGACGGCCUUCCAGCCGCUGGCGCAGUCCUGGGUCGCUGCAGAGGCGGAGGCCGGGGGCGCCGGCAGCUUCACCCGGGUCAUGGUCGGCCAAGUGAAGCAGAACAUCCUGGGCCAGAUUGCUGAUGAGGCGGGCAUGCAGCAGCUGUGCCGCGACCUGAGCCACCUGUACCACUACUAUUUGCAUGGGCCCCAGGGCUGCCGCGGCGGCGGCCGCGCGGCCGGCAGCCCCGGCCGAGACGGGCCCCUGCCGGAGAUCACCAUCCAGUGCAUCUCCGGCAGCCGCACCGUCUGGAGCGUCAACCUGGCCAAUAUCACCGACGACAUGGAGAGCCAGUACCUGCAGGCGCAGCAGGCGGAGCUGCAGUUCUCACUGAUGGUGCCGGGCAAGGGGAUUGUCGCGGGGGCGCUGUAUUACUUCCCCUUCCAGGACGAGCGCGAGACCCUGCCGGCCGAGGGCGCUGUUGCCUCGCAGCCGGAGCCCAUCACCACCUACAACAUGACCCAGCAGCCGAUGGCCUCCCAGCUCCCUACCCAGGCCCCUCCACAAAACGAUGGCAUGGAUGCUGCCGGGGAGGAUGCGUCUUUCCUGUGGCAGAGGUCUCGCGCGCCGCUCUUCAAAACAUACCUGUGCGUGCAGGGCCGACUGAUUCCGGGAGCACGGAUUGAGAGCCUGCCUUUUAUAGAGGCGAUUCGGAUCAAGCGCAGCUCGGCGACGCGUGAUGCACUGCCCGACGAAGCGUUCAUGCGGCUGCGAGGCUCGCUGUUCUUCGGGCCGGCUUUCCUGGUGACGCGCAACAAGCUCACCUUCCGCGACAACCUCCAGGAGCUGCUUGCCUCCUCCAGCCCAGGCGCGCCCCAGACAAACCUGGAGCGCAAAUUCCGGGAGUGGCUGACCAAGUGCCAUACGACGCUGGACAAGCGCAUCCGCUUUGCGGCAGUGAGGUCCAGCAAGGGCGAGGAUGCGACGGCCUUUGCGCGGAUCGAGGACGGUUCGCGCACGGUGAGCCAGGGGGACGUCGUGCGCCUGAAUGUCAAGCCCGCGAUCAUGGGCAUGGUCCUCUACUUCUCCGUGAAGGAGGCUGUGAGGGCGGAGGGGGUGUAUGCGAAUGGCAGUGUGACGGUGCGGCCGCUGCCAGAGGAAGUGCAUGGGACUGCGGCCGAGCGCACGCUGCCGCUGCGGCGCCUGGACGGCGGCCCCGUCGAGCAGAGAGAGGUCGAUGAAUACCUCGGCAAGGAGCUUCUCAAGGUGCCGAGCAGCCUUCGCCUGGAGCCGAUCAGGCUGGCCACAGGGAACGCUGUGGAGCUGACAGCGGGCGCAUCAAUCCCUGCAACAGGCGUCACUGUGCUCAACGGCUCUGGGCAGCAUGUGAUCAGGGGCUUCCUGGCCGGUGACAAGCUCAGCUUCUCCAUUGUGCAGCGGCUCUGGCGCCUCACCCCGGCAUCAGGUGAAGGAGAACCACUUGCGGCGUCGCCAGAAGAGGAGCCAGGCCUGCCUCCAAAGAAGCGGAAGAAAGGAAGCAAGGGGAAGAAGGCAGCGGAGAGGACGCCUGAGCCGGCGGCUGACAAGGCGCCAGGGACGCUCAUCAUUGAGAUUCCCAACCACACCCCCAACAAGGACAGCUUCCGCUUCGAGCGCAUUGAGAAUGGGCUGAAGCAGGCCGGCACCUACCGCCUGGAGUAUGAGAUGCAGCCCCAGCUGCCCGGCAAGGGGCUGCUCACCAUUUCGACCGAGCUGAUCGUCUUUCCUGGGCCGCUCGCUUGCUUUCACGUGCAGGGAGAAGGGCGCACACUGCUGGCUUCCAGGGAGUUCAUGCUGGGGGAGCAUCUGCCCAGCCUCCAGCUGGUCCCAAGGGAUGCAUGCGGCAACAAGCUGGACUCCCAUCUGGAACUGCUGAAAGACAUUAGUAUUGAGGUUGUCACGGGCCCCGCUGAUGAUGACAGCGCAGUUGAAGCGAUUCAGGACUUGCAGGCAUCCUUUCAGAGGGCUCAUGAUGCAGGGACGACCUCCAUCUCUAGCAUACAGGUCCUUGGGUCCACCACGCGCACGGCAACCUCUGUCUUCUGUGGGAGCUCCACCCCAGCUCCAGGCAGCAUCCUGCAGGCCCAGCAGCAGGCGGCGUCACAGCAGGCCAUAGCGGCCGAGACGGUGCAGCUGCGGUUCUGCGUUGCUGGGCUGCAGCCGCAGCUGCUGCCGGUGCGGCUGCGCCCGGGUGCCCCCACAGGCCUGCGCCUGCUGCCUGGCCACCCCUUCUCCGACCACUCCGACCAGGCUGACGAGGCGGCCGCGGUGAUGACUCAGCUACCGCCGGAGCGCGCGGCCGCGCUGAUGCUAUCGCUGGCGAGCGGGGACGCGCUGCCGGGAUUCCAUGCGCAGGCGGUAGACGCUUGGGGCAACGCCACGGGCCCCGCCGAUGCGCUGCUCUGUGAGGUCACCGUGGAAUGCGAGGCCCUGUCCCCCGCGCAGUCAUCCUUCCAAAUCCCAGCCUCUGGCAGGGCUUUCGUCGAAGGACUGGUGGCGGCCAGUGAGGGGUCAGCGCUGGGUCGGCAGGUGCCGCUGGCGCUGAGCGUGGCCUGCCGGCCGUCCGGCGCUGGCGCGGAGGCGGCGGUGGCCGCUGCCGGGCCGGCGCAGCCGCUCGUGUGCGCGCUGGAAGUGGAGCCCAGCACCGCGCCCGCCGCCAUCGUGCUGCUGCAUGACGGCCGACCGCUGCCGCAGCGAGAGCUGGAGGGUGAGGAUGGGGAGACAGAGACGGUGUUUGUGGUGGAGGACAUCCCGGCUGGCGCUGAGCUGGCGGGGCUGGCGAUCCAGUGCCUGGACGCGGCCGGGCGGCCGGUGCCGGAGGGGACGGCCGGCAAGGUGCGCGCGACGUGGAUCCAGGGCACCAAGAAGCUCAAGUACGGGCCCGACGGCACAUUCGGCCUCCUCAACAUCCGGGUGAAGGAGGACGUGACCGAGGUAGAAACGUACGAGGUCAAAUUCAAGUCGGCAGGACCUGCGCCGGUCGUGCUGGAAGCCAUCCUGCUGGUGCUCAAGGUGCCUGCAGCUGCGCACGUGUGGCAGCUGCGGCUGGACGAGGCGGCCAGCACGCAGGCGCGCACGCAGGACGCCGACGUGGAUGUCUGCAGCGGCUGCCCCUUCCGACUCGAGGUGGAGGCGCUCGACCGCUUCGGCAACCGCUGCCCUGGCGGCAAGGCCGGCGCGCUGCCGCCGCCGGUGCUGGCGGCCGACUCCGAGCGCAAGCUGGAAUAUGACGCUGACGCCUGGCAGCGCUCCUGGAGCGCCCAGGGGAGCGGGGAGGUGCUGUCAGUGGACGUAUUGCUGCGUGGGCGGCCGGGGCUGGUGCGCAUGCAUGUGUGCGACGCGGCCGGCACGGGCGGCGGCUCAGCGCUGACGCCUGAUACACUCGAGCUGAAGCUGGCCGCGGGGCCCAUGGCUGGGCUGGCCUUCGAGGGGCCACCAUCGCUGGCCUGCGGCAUGCGCGCUGUGCUGCCGUCACUGCGAGUGAGCCUGGUGCCGAGCGCGCUGGGUGGGGACGGCAGCGGCGUGGCGGCCACCGUCACCGUGCCCGGCGGCAACAAGGUCAAGAUGAAGGACGGGGAAGCCCUGUUCAAGAACGUGCGCAUCGAGGCGGAUGCCCCCGGAGCCUACACCCUCCAUGUCAAGUCCGCCUCCAGGAAGGUGGCAGGGGAUGCGUCGCUUGAGCUGCAGCUGUCUGCGACGAACGCUGUGAAGUCUGUGGCCCUCAGGGAAGACAGCCUGCCAGGCGAUGGGUGCCGCGCCGGCAGCAGCAUCACACUCUCCGCCGAGGUCACUACGGAGGAUGGAGCCGCACUGGAUGCAGCAGCUGCGGCAGAGGGCCUUGCUCUCCGACUUGCACCGCCCGGCAGCGGCCGCGCCGAUGAGAUUAUCCUCUCCCCAUGUGAAGACGAGGGAGCUGGCGAGUCGAACAUGUUCUCAUUUGCAACUGACCCACUCUUGAUGGCGGGGGACUGGACGGUAGUGGUGGAGUACGCAGAGCAGCGGCCGGAGCUGUCCAGGGCGCUCACAAAAAGAGAGGCUGUGAUGGCGGGACCUGCAGUGGCGCUGGCAUUGGACGACGGCGCAGCAGCGGAGCGGCUGGCCGCCACCAACGGCGCAGACGUGCGCGAGCGGCUCCUGCUGCCCGCCGCGGCACUGCAGCUGCGAGAUGAGCAAGGAAAUGCCGCCCCGGCCGCUGGCCGCCGCGUCCGCCUCAGCCUGCACUGGCCGCAGGACCGCGAAGGCGGGGACGGCAGCGAGCUGCCCAAGCUGGAGGUGGAGGCAGCGUCGCGGAGGACGGACGAGCGCGGCCGCGCCUACUUUGGCGACGUCAGCAUCGGCGAGGGCUCCGGCCGCGUCGCGCCCGACGAGAACACCGGCGCCAACCGACAGGGUGGCGCCAUGGAGCUGCUCCUUGUGGCGGAGGUGGCCGGCCUCGGAGACGCCGACGCAAAGCAGUGGGUGCGAGCGUGGACGUGCCCGGUGCUCUUCUCGGACAAUGCGGCCGGCUUUGCGGCGGCAAAGGAGCUCACAGAGAGGCAUGCGGCGUUGUCGGCGCAGCGGGAUAUGCUGCAGGAACGCCUAAGCACGACAGGCCGAGCCGCCCAGGCAGCCGCAAAGGAGCUGAAGGCCAGGACGAAAGCAGUGUCAGACUGCAGGCGCCCUCUGGGCAGGAACGCGCCGGAGACUGCCGAAGCUGCAGAGGCCGCCGUGUCGCGCCUGCAGAAUGGCGCGCAGGAAGCUGAACAGCCUCAGGUGGAGGCGCGGUUUGGGGAGCCGGGGGGCCGCUUAACAGAGGCGCUGCGGCGGUGCCUGGCGCUGGAGGACUCCGAGGUGGUGGGCUGUGUGGCGCAGCUGGCAACCGUGCAGGAUGCUGCGCUGGCACGGCUGCUGUCGGCCUCGUACAGGACCAUCAUGCAGCUGCUCGUCGUCAAAACGCAGGCCGCUCAGAAGCGCGUCACGCAACACCUGGCCAAGCACAAGUGCGACGUGCCAGACAUGCUGAGCAUGAACAUGUGCGCGCCCUUCACGGGCAAGGACGGCGACUCGCCCGGUUUUGAGGCCGCCAGCGACCGAGCCCGGGCCCUCACGGCCGCCGCCUGCCACGGCUCCGACCCUCCCCUGGCCGACAUGGAGCUGGGGCCGACAGACUGGCCCCAGGGCUGCCUAGGCUAUGUCUUCAAUCUGAUACGGCCCACGCAGCAGGGGCACCGGCGGCAGCUCAUGCACUCAGCCUUCAACCAAGUGCUGGUCUUUGAGACGCUGGAGGAGGCCUCAAAAUACAGGGAGUUCAUGACACAGGUUCUGCACUCAAGCAUGCCGCAGGUGGUCACAAUCCAGGACAUGCGCUGCAUAACAGCCAUCGGCGUUAUCAAGGGCUCGUCCUGGCGGGUACCCACGUUGGAGGAGAAUCACUUCCGCUUUGGCACUGCGCCACAGCCUGGCGCGGCCGGCGGCAGCGGCCGGGGCGAGGAUGCCGCGGAGGAGGAAGCUGCGCUGGAGCUGCUGCUGGAAGCCCUGCGCGUGCGGGACGAGGCGACCGAGCGGCAGCAGGCCGUCAGGGCGGAGGCGGAGGAUACAGAGGCGCAGUGUCGCGGCGAGCUGGAGGAAUUGCAGGCGCAGAUCCAUGAGCUGGAUGCCCAGCUCUGCAGCCAACACCCUCCACCAGGCGGGAACCGGAGAAAAGCCAAGAAGCGGCCGAGUGUGGGUGGAGCAGGCGAGGCUUUCAAGGGCCUGAAGAGCAUCAUUGUGAGCACCAUCUUCAAUGCUGCGGACGAGAAGGGCCGCAACCCUCUGUGGCCUGGCAUCCUCUAUGAAGGUGGUGAUCCGGACCGGCCUCUGGCGCCGCUGCCGGAGAGGCUGAGCGCGGAGGCGGCUCUGGCGGAGGCCAUCCUGGACCUGGCUGACGUGGCGUGCAAGAGCGCUGACGAGCUGCGCCAGCUCAUCGCUGCCCACGGCUGCCAGGCACGAGCCCUUGGGCCCAACUGGAGCAGGAUCCUGCCUCAUGACUGA
This is a messenger RNA of Coccomyxa subellipsoidea C-169, 6810 nucleotides long. RefSeq lists its product as hypothetical. The transcript is spliced from 44 exons. The record is from RefSeq and is a predicted model, not a curated record. Lineage: Eukaryota; Viridiplantae; Chlorophyta; Trebouxiophyceae; Coccomyxaceae. Bases 1 to 6810 code for a protein of 2269 amino acids. Gene Ontology annotation, biological process: double-strand break repair.